Molecule: messenger RNA, 1071 nt
Organism: Phytophthora infestans T30-4
Lineage: Eukaryota; Oomycota; Peronosporomycetes; Peronosporales; Peronosporaceae
Exons: 3
Coding region: 1-1071 (356 amino acids)
Source: RefSeq, a predicted model, not a curated record
AUGUGCGAUUCCGCCACGGGGCGUGGCGACUGUGGGUUCGCUAGUGGAACUGUCACGGCUUGUCCAGGAGAGAUCGCUUGUAGUGGCAAAGGCACCUGUCGCGGCCCACCGACGUACGACUGCAUCUGUAAUGAAGGCUUCACGGGCGGUGAUUGCACCGAACGGCUCUGCCCCAAAGGGCGAGCUUGGUUUGACCGACCUACAGACACUGCUGACACGGCGCACGCUUUGGUAGAAUGCUCGAAUGCUGGCGAAUGUGACAGAACCAAGGGAGAAUGCGUCUGUUUGAGUGGUUUUACGGGUGCUGCUUGCAACCGAAUGGUGUGUCCCAACGAUUGUAGUGGCCAUGGAACGUGCUACACGAUGGAGCAGUUGGCAAAGAGAGCGACAGUCAACGGAGAAACGAUGAGCUUUACGUACGGUGCUGUCCCCAAUAAGAAGGAAACCUGGGAGCACGAUAUGAUACAAGGUUGUCUAUGCAGUUCUGGCUGGGAAGGUCAUGACUGCUCGUUGAGGUCUUGUCCAACUGGGGAUGACCCAAUGACAUUACGCCAGCAGAACGAAGUGCAGCUGUUGGUGUGCAAGGGUAGCUCAGGCUUCUUCUCGCUUAAAUUCCGAGACGCAGCGACACCUCAGCUACCCUUCACUGUACCUGCUGCUUCGCUAGCAAGUGCGUUGGAAGCUUUAACGACAGUCGAAAAAGUGUCGGUAGCUUACAGCACGGACACCAACGGAGUAACAGGCUCUCCAGCAUGUGAUGCUGCUGGGUCGAACACCAUACGCAUCAAGUUUCUGACGAAUUUCGGAGAUUUGCCACCUCUACGAUGGAUUCUAGAUGGAGCCUUGACGCUGACCCUCAGUGUUGAUGGAGUCGAGAGCUCGGUGCGUGGUACAAAAGAAGAUGCAGUAUGCUCGAAUCGCGGAUUUUGCAAUCACCUCACGGGCGUGUGUCGAUGCACGUACGGAUUCACUAGCAGCGAUGGAUUUGGUGGCGAAGGGGAUCGUGGUGAUUGCGGCUGUAUGGAGCCGAUUUACCUCACUUCUGCCGCUCAACAGGCUAACGCUCUCUAA